This is a messenger RNA of Amphiprion ocellaris (clown anemonefish), 3259 nucleotides long. RefSeq names its product QKI, KH domain containing, RNA binding 2 (gene qki2). Gene Ontology annotation, biological process: regulation of mRNA splicing, via spliceosome. NCBI's taxonomy places the organism in Eukaryota, Metazoa, Chordata, Actinopteri, Pomacentridae. Gene Ontology annotation, molecular function: mRNA binding. Gene Ontology annotation, cellular component: nucleus. The record is from RefSeq and is a predicted model, not a curated record. The transcript is spliced from 7 exons. The coding region runs from base 441 to 1391 and encodes 316 amino acids.
UCGUGCAGCCGUACAGUAAUCAUAUGAUAGAGACCGGAGCAGAUACCGACGCACCGGGAGGAUCAGGAGCACCGAGGCGCAGGACUUGAUGGUGGAACCGGAGAAGAACAAGUAGGCGGGAAAACAGAACGUCAAAGUGCCAAAAAAAACCCUAAACUGAACCCAGAACCGAAGCUCCCCCGAACAGGAACUUUUUCCAAACUCCGGAGACAGAGAGAGUUUAGGGGGACCGACCAGCAGAGGACUCGCUGAACGACGGACAGGCGCCUCACCCCGGCUACAGAGUUCACUUUGAUCCGCUAGCAGCGGCCGGUGGAACCCCCUCCCCUGGAAACGUCGGGAGGUUUUUUAUUUUGUUGCUAAUAUAAAAUUCAAAGCAACCCCUGUAAGUUUUAGCAGCUCCAGUCAGGUCACCUUUAAAUAAAAUAAAAAGUUAAGCCAUGGUUGGGGAGACCGAGGUGAAGGAGAGACCCAAGUCCAAUCCGGACUACCUGAUGCAGUUGAUGAACGACAGGAAGGUCAUGAGCUCUCUGCCCAACUUCAGCGGCAUCUUCACGCAUCUGGAGCGGCUGCUGGAUGAAGAAAUCGGCCGGGUUCGUAAAGACAUGUACAACGACACGCUGAACGGCGGCAUGUUCAACGGCCGGGACAUGGAGGAGCUUCCCGAGGCCGUGGGCCCCGUGGCUCAGCUGCAGGAGAAGCUCUACGUUCCUGUCAAAGAGUACCCAGACUUUAACUUUGUGGGGAGGAUCCUGGGCCCUCGCGGACUGACGGCCAAACAACUGGAGGCAGAAACCGGCUGCAAGAUCAUGGUGCGAGGAAAGGGUUCCAUGAGGGACAAGAAGAAGGAGGAGAUGAAUCGAGGGAAGCCCAACUGGGAGCACCUCAGCGAGGACCUGCACGUCCUCAUCACGGUGGAGGACACACACAACCGCGCCAAGAUCAAACUCCAGCGGGCCAUCAACGAGGUCAAGAAACUCCUGGUGCCCGCUGCUGAGGGGGAAGACAACCUGAAGAAAAUGCAGCUGAUGGAGCUGGCCAUUCUCAACGGGACGUACAGAGACGCCAAUGUGAAGACGCCCACCGCAGCCUUCCCUCUAGCGACUCCUCAGGCUCCUCGGAUCAUCACCGGCCCGACGCCCGUCCUGCCCCCCACUCUGCGGAACCCCGCCCCCGUCACCACGCCCACCAUCAUGCCCCUGAUCCGUCAGAUCCAGAGCUCCACCCUGGUGCCGGGAGCCAAUCCGCAUCCGGCUCUGGUGCAGCAAGGGCCCGAAUCGGGGAUCAUCUACACGCCCUACGAGUAUCCCUACACACUGACGCCCUCCAUCCUGGAAUACCCGAUUGACUCGACCGGAGUUUUAGGUAUGGCUUUCCCAACCAAAGGCUAAGUGAUAGCAACCCUUCCUAGCACAUGGACUGGCUUGCAGAGACCCCCCCUCACAUACUAUCCCAGAGCAAACACUCAGAGUUUGCUUCUACUUUAGGAUGACACAUUCCUCCAGAGUCCAUUCCUGUUCAUUUUCCUCUUUGUAUUAGCAGACUAGUGUUGUGGUGUGACAGAUAUUUAACUUUUUUUAAUAGUUCAGCUUCCGCUUGUAAUUUUUUAACACAUUUUAGUGAACCCAUAGAUACUUUAGAGCUGCUGUUUGUGAUUUAACAUAUGUUAAAGCUUAUUUUGAUCCCAGAGCUAUAGAGUGACUUUGCUUACAGCUGGUGUUGAAUCUACUAGUGAAGCUUAGCGAGAAAUUAGUGGUUUGGAUUAAUAUUUUCUUUAGAGAUCAGACCACAAAACAACAAAAGUUCUGUCUCUUAGAAGUGAGAUUUUUUUUUUUUUACUUAUUUUCACCCUCAGCCUUGAACACUUUGUAAAUUCCUGGUUUUCGCUGAUGUUGGUGCCAUGGGUGGACUGUCUGAUGUCUUUCUGAUGAGUAACCUUCUGUGUUCUGUUUUGGCGAAUGUCCAUGGCUGUUAGCAGGUGCCAUGACCACUAAGGUACGACGCCACGACAAGAGAAUCCAUCCUUACCAAAGGGUAGUGACCACAGACAGAGGUUAGUUAGCUCACCAGCCACUUUAUGUGUGUGUGUGUGUGUGUGUGUGUGUGUGUGUGUGUGUGUGUGUGUGUGUGUGUGUGUGCGUGCACACCAAUGGACCAAUUUCAGUUUACAUGUGUCUGUAAUAUGGCAUGCCUAAAAAGAAGAAGAAAAAAUAACUAUCAGGCAGAAGGGUCACUGGUGUGUAAAUGUGAAGCAGUAUUUGUUGCAGUGAAAGUGAACUAAGUGAGCAGAUUGGGAGGAACCAUGUCAGGGUGACGCUGCAGCGGUUAUCUUUGCUCUCCUGUUAACUUAAAGUGGACGGCUGGCAGGCCGGACCCUCUCAGUUAGAAUAGAUCGCUCCGUUCAUGUGACUCGGUCCUUGUGACUCCGGAUUUGGAGUCCUUCUCUCAGAAACUGUUUGUUGUUGUUUAUCUCUUCAGUACUACUUCUGACCCUACAAAUACUGUGGGAAGUUUUAUUUAUACCCAGCUUCAUUCCACUAGAUUCCACAGAUACCUUUUUUUAUUAUAAUGAAUUAAAUCCUGUGUUAUGCCCACUGACUACAUGACACUUAAAACAACAGUGAUUGUCUGUUUUCUAAAGGUCAUUCAGUUCAUUAUGAUCUUUAGUUUUUACUACUAAAACACAGCGUGUGAUAACUACUGAAGUCUGUGUUACGAGCUCUUUUGUAUGAAAUACUGUUGUUUGUGGUCUUAUCAGUCGCCCACUGGACUUUAUCAUUGGGGCUGUUUACAUCUUUCAUUACUUCCUAGCCAGAGUGGUGCUGUUACCAUGUAUUUAGCUGCAAAAUAAAUUUGUAUAUAGGGAUUUUAAGGAUUUAAGUGCUUAUAUGAAGCUUAUGGAACAAAAUCGCUUGGAAAUACUUGUAGUUGUUUUUUUGUUUUUUGUUUUUUUUAGUUUGUAAAUUUUUAUUUUUGUUUUUAUGGUAUGCUUUUUAUAGAUGAAGUGUCUCCAUGUAAACUUUAUUCAAAGUGUGUAGCUACUACUGUUUUAGUCACCAGAAAGGUGGCAAUGAAGGCAGUGUUUUGCUCUGUGUAUUUAAGAUGAGGUGACCUUCUCGAUUCACAGGCCUCCUGACUGUUUUAUGCAAUAGAAAUGGACUAGCUAGCUACGAUAUAUGUGUGUGUGAGCGGUGGUGCUCUUGUUGUAUACAAUGGACAAAAAACACUAAAAGGCAAUAAAGAUGACUAUUGAAACAAA